Molecule: messenger RNA, 4929 nt
Organism: Toxotes jaculatrix (banded archerfish)
Lineage: Eukaryota; Metazoa; Chordata; Actinopteri; Toxotidae
Gene: myot
Product: myotilin
Exons: 18
Coding region: 194-3211 (1005 amino acids)
Biological process (GO): dendrite self-avoidance; homophilic cell-cell adhesion; axon guidance
Cellular component (GO): axon; plasma membrane
Molecular function (GO): cell-cell adhesion mediator activity
Source: RefSeq, a predicted model, not a curated record
CUCGCCCAGAGCUGGGAGCGUCCGGCAACCAAGCCAUGACUGGCAGCCACACAGUCACAUAGCAGUUUUGCAUUUAGCAUUUGGAUCAUUCACACUUCCUGUUGGAUCAAUACGUUUGGUUUUUGUCCUGCUGGGGGAAGGCCUGACAGAGAGCAAAGCAACCUCUGUCGCUGCCUCCUGGAACGCCUGAAACAUGGCACACGUCCAGAGGGUGCAGAAGAAGACCAGCACCAUGUCUCUGACCAUCUCCUCCUCCUCCUCCUCCUCCUCUGCAUCUUCGUCUCGAGAGCUCUUCUCCAGCUCCUCCUCCUCUUCCUCCAACCUCCUCGCUCAGAGACACUCCAGCCUGGUGCAGCCGCUGUGUGUCAGUCCUCAGAGGACACAGAGUCCUAUUUACAAUCAGCAGUAUUCAGGGAAUGGAGUGGCCCCUACAUUUGUGAAGUGUCUCCAUGAUGUGUCCACAGUGAAGGGUCAGUUGGUGGUCCUGGAGUGCAGACUGAGGGGAACUCCGCCCCUGCAGGUCAUGUGGUACAGAGAGGAGGAAAAAAUACUCGACUCAGAUGACUUUAGGAUACUGCGCAAGAAGGCCAGUUCUGCAUCAGUGCCAGAGGAGCUGUGUACGCUGGUGAUCACUGAGGCAUUUCCAGAAGACUCAGGCCUGUUUAAAUGUGUGGCCCUCAACCCCUUUGGCACAGUCUCCUGCUCAGCCAUGCUGGAAGUUUACAAUGACCUGGAGGAGCAGCUGGAGGUCGAGGCCAUUCGUCAGCAAGAAACAGUUUCCUUCAAACAGGGAAACGAGGCUGUGUUCCAACACGAGACUUCCUCCUCCAGAAUGAGCAACGAGGACUUUCCCCCUGUGCUGUCUGACUCCAUGAACCUCCCCCCUCCUGAGUGGCCUAACAGCCCUCUAGAAGAUAACAUCCCUGUUGCAGAUUUUCCAGAACCUCAGCCGGCCAACCACUCCUCCGAAGGGCCCUUCAUUCGCAGUGAGGAGGACAGUGCCUUCAGCUCAGAGGGCCAAAGGUCACCAGAGGUUUCCGUCCGAGCCUGUACGCCCAGCCCCCCCCCUCCACCCUCACCUCCACCACCAGCACAAGUCAAGGAGAAAGCACCAACACCCAAGCUGUUCACCCCAAGCAAGCUCAGUUUCACUUCCUCCCAGUCCGGAGGCACCAACAUGAACCUCUCAGACCUGCCUACCUUCACGCCCAGUGCCUUCCCUCCCAGUGCCUUCAACUAUGAGCGACCGAGGCAUUUUAUCCAGUCGCAGCCGGCCUUCCAGGCUCCCAGCUAUGAGAGUGUGCUGAGGGAGGCUCAGGAGAACCAGAAUAACUCCCAACAGAACCUCAGCAGUGUUACAGAGACACAGAGUCAAGCUAAAGUCACGUCCACACAAAGUCAGUCGUUUUCUCAGACUCAGUCAGUGUCAAAGUCCUUGUCACAGACCCAGUCACAGCUUCAGUCUCUAAGCCUCAGUCAGAACCAAACCCAGUCUGCUGCCCAGACCCAGUCUCAGACCCAGGCCAACGGAACGGGCAAGUCCUCUCCCUCCUCUUCCAGUCUCAGUUCCCCCAUUUCCACCCCAGCUUCCUCUGCUGCGCCUCCUCUUUCCUCCACUGCCCUGUUGCUCAGUCCCUCUGCUGCCACCAACUCCUCACCUUUUCCAUCCUCCUCCUCAUCCUCUCUCCCCCGCACCACCAUGCGUUCCACCAUCACCCUCACCCCCAGUGUCCCCAGUGCCACCGGCCUUGGCAGUGCCACCCUGCCAGCCAACCAGGAUACCAUGUCAGCCCCCGCUGCUUACCUCUGCUCUGUGCUUCCCUCCCAGUCCUCCUUCUCCCCUUUCUCCUCAUCCAAACUGUCUCCCAACUCCAGCCUUCCCCACCCCUCCAUCUCCCCCUCCUGCUCCCCACUUUCCCCCUCCAGCCCCCUGCUCCCCGUGAGGGCCUCCUCCUCUCCUUCCUCCCCCCCUCAGCAGCCUUUCCCAGUGUCCCCUUCCCUCCCUCGCUCUCCUCUCUCUCCCUCCUCCUCCUCCUCCUAUCUCCAACAGCCCAACUCUCCCAACAGCCAGAACAAAGUGCCUCCUGCUGUGGUCUCCCUGCCUGCCAGCUACAAGGGGACGCCUAACAUCCUUCCCAAGCCCAUUCUGAAGAAGUCUGUAGCUCCUCGGCCUUCUUCUUCUCGUUCCACAGAUGGAGACAUCCAGGGCUCCAAAGACGCCCUCAUCCAGGAUCUGGAGAAGAAGCUGCGCUCAAAGGAGGCCAGGAGAAGAAACAACCAGAAACUGUCCUAUGAGGAGCGAAUGGCUCGUAGGCUGCUGGGUCCAGACAACGCCACCUACAUGUUUGACCAAGACAAUCUUUCAGACUCACAACUCGACCAGCCUGAUUCACCAGAAGGAAGACACACAGGUGGACUAUGGGGGAGGCACCACUCAGGGACAGAUGAGAGGGGAAAUGAGGGAUCAGCUAUCCAGGAGAAAUGUUACGCUCCUCGCUUCCUGCAGAUCCCCCCAGACCUCACUGUGGAGGAGGGACGCUUCUGUAGGAUUGACUUCAAGGUCGGAGGACUCCCCACACCAGACGUCUGCUGGUACCUGGACGGCAAAGCCAUUCGUCCAGACGACUACCAUAAGAUGCUGGUGUGUGAGAAAGGGAUGCACUCAUUCAUCAUAGAGAUUGUGACGGUGCAUCAUGCCGGUGUGUAUGAAUGUGUGGCCAGGAACCGAGCCGGGGAGAGCAGAUUUACCAUGAGACUCGAUGUCAUAGCCCAGGAGGUUCUCCGUCCUCCCACCUUUGUCCAGAAGAUGUUGAACUCCAGAGCUCUAGAAGGCGACACUGUUAGGUUAGAGUGUAAAGUGGACGCUUCCCCUCCUCCACAGCUUUUCUGGAAGAAAGAUAAAGACAUGCUGCGUAUUGACCCCAACAGAAUGAGUCUGUACCAGGACGGUUCAGGCCGGCAGUGCUUGUUGAUAGAGAGGGUGGUGAAGUCCGACGCUGGCUGGUACACUCUCUCUGCCAUCAAUGAAGCUGGCAUGUCCACAUGCAACGCCAGGCUGGAUGUAGGCACUCGUACAGCCCCGGCCAUGAAGACGGCGCCCCCGGCCUCCAAGACACUGAAGCUGCUGUCGUCUCUGAGCCACGUGCCUGCUCUCACUGCGGAGAGCCCCGCCCAGCACACCGCCCCACUGUACGAGAGUGAAGAGCUGUAAACCGCACCAUCACACAAACCCAUCAUCUCAGAACUGGGACACUGGUCCAGAGCCUGUAUUAACUGUGAUGUUUGUACAAUUUUAAACAUGCUUUGGUUCAGAGUAUUAAAUUAAUAGCAUCACAGCAGAUGAGUAAACACCUCAGAGUUCUCUGGAGGCCAAUCCAGAUCAGCUUAAAUAAGUUAAGUAUAACUAAACAAGCAACCCUUUGGUUAAUGUACAAGGCAGAUAAGCUUAGCCAUAUUUUCAAGACUAACGUAACAUCUGUGAACAUCUGUAAAAAGAUGUGAUACAAUAUCAGAGGAUUUUCCUCUCUUUUUUCUUAGUAACAGUUAAUCUUUGUCUUGCUAAAAAGCUCAAAACAAAUCUUUCAGGUGUAGUGAUUUUUCAAACUGGCCUUUUAAAGAUUGUUUUAAAUACUUGAAGGAAACCGCCCUCACCUUCAGGAACAUUUGGUCGCUCCUUUAACAGAAAAGUUUCCAGGGUUUAGGGUGGUCACAUGCCUUCUUAAGGCUGUCUCUGUCUCUUCAUCUGCCUUCCCUGUCUGCUCUCAGCAAAGUGCUCUAGGUCAUGGAUGUAUUAAUAGACCUGGGUACGAUGUGGUGGAGUCACCCCUGCUGCCAGUUUUAUCCAACCACAGCAGCUGACCACAAUACUGUAACACAGAAUCCCCUGUGGUCCAGAAACCAUUUUAACUAACAGACAACAACCGGGCUUCUACUUCUGCAUGGUGUCUGUGCAGUCUAAAGGACCUUUCAUCUGAAUAAUUGUGCAUAAUCUUGAAACACAGUGUCUUGCUUUCUUCAAGGGUCUAGGUUAGAAAACAGGAAACAACCUAGAUUAACUUAAAUACCCACAAUCCAACACUGCCAUCAUCUGUCUCUGCACUUUAAUCAUCCACGUCUCAUCUCCAGCACCUGCCCUCCUUUUCCUUUAGCCUCCAUGUUUUUAUGUUUGAGCUUCAGAAUUUAAAUGUUUGUCUCUGAAUUCCAGCUGCUGCCUCUGACGUGUGUGUGUGUCUUUGUGUGUGUCUCCAUUAACUGGAACAGAAAAUCAGAUUUUUAAUCUUUGACUCUUGUCUGAUGUUUCCCCCGCUGUUUAAAGAGAGAUCAGAGGUUGGUCACUGCUCAGAUUCUCUGCUGUGGUAUAAACUCAGCCUAUUAUGUGUUUUUAAAGUUGGUUUCUAAUUUACAGUGUAUGUGAAUGAAGCUAUUUAUUUGAACUGAAGUUAUUAGUUACCAGUGCUGGGACUUUAAGUUGCCCCUCUCUCGGCCUGUAAAAGGCUACAACCAGAGGUGUAUAAUAUCAACAAGUCAGACGAAGAGCUCCAGGCCGCCAUUCUGACACCAGCCUCCACAACUGAACACAAAAUCAGAUCUGCACUCAAAAGAAAAUUCAAACCUAAUUUAUUUUAAAAAGUUUACACUUUAUCACAUCUGCAGUGCAGAUAAGACGUUUUACACCAGUUUGCUUUUCUCCUUUGGUGCCAUGUUUGUUAAUGUUCAGCUAAAACAAAUGGAUGUCAGUGUGUCAGCCUGUGUCCACAUUUGCUGAACUCUCCAUUUUCCAACCGGAGCCUUGUAUAAAACGUAUCUUUCAAAAAGAGGCUUGAUUUGCCUGUUUACCUUGGACCUGCUUGUUGUUAUUGCCAGCCCAGGAGGUCAUUUCACAAAAAAAAAAAAAAAAAACUUGUAUUUUUUGCUGGAUCUGCAUGCAAA